Molecule: messenger RNA, 780 nt
Organism: Lycium ferocissimum
Lineage: Eukaryota; Viridiplantae; Streptophyta; Magnoliopsida; Solanales; Solanaceae
Exons: 1
Coding region: 1-780 (259 amino acids)
Biological process (GO): DNA integration
Molecular function (GO): nucleic acid binding
Source: RefSeq, a predicted model, not a curated record
AUGGAGAACGAUUGUAGCAAGUUCGUCCAGAAAUACCACAAGUGUCAAAUUCAUGGAGAUUGGAUAAAGGUUCCUCCGACAGAAUUGAAUGCUAUGACGUCACCUUGGCCAUUCGCCGCUUGGGGCAUGGAUGUCAUUGGACCAAUUGAGCCAGCUGCGUCUAACAAACACCGCUUCAUUCUGGUCGUCGUAGACUACUUCACCAACUGGGUAGAAGCGACAUCUUAUGCAUCAGUAACAAAGAAAGUAGUCGCAGAUUUUGUGCGCAACAACAUCAUAUGCCGAUUUGGUAUCCCAGAAUCAAUCAUAACAGAAAAUGGGGCUAUUCUGAAAAGCCACUUGAUGAAAGAAAUGUGUGCGCAGUUCCGAAUCAUUCAUCGAAAUUCAACCGCAUACCGGCCACAAAUGAAUGGGGCUGUGGAAACCGCCAAUAAAAACAUCAAGAAGAUCCUCAAAAAAAUGAUUGAUAACUACAAAGAUUGGCAUGAACAACUGCCAUAUGCAUUACUGGGGUAUCACACUACUGCCAGAACUUCAACUGGGGCCACUCCGUACCUGUUGGUGUAUGGCACUGAAGCAGUAAUACCAGUCGAAGUAGAAAUCCCUUCACUUCGGAUAAUACAAGAAGCUGAGUUGGACGAUGCGGAAUGGAUCCGCAAAAGGUAUGAACAACUGGCUCUGAUAGAUGAAAAGCGAAUUAUUGUCGUUUGCCAUAGUCAAUUGUACCAACAAAGAAUGGCGCGAUCUUUUAACAAGCAUGUGAGAACUAGGGUUUUUUAA